AUGCAAAACCAUGUCAAAAGUGUCAGCACAGAUUGCAAACUGUUCAUCACUGGUUACCAUGCCUCCACUACGGUUACUGUGACGGUGAACAAGGGUAUGUUCCAACGAGUGACGCCUGUUGGAGAAGGACAGACGGUGACCGUGCAGAUCCCAGCCUCGGUAGAGAUGUUUGGGAGCAAAAUGUUUGAUAGAACCAUCCUGAUUCAGGCUGACAAAGACAUCUCUGUCCUGUCUGUUAACUCAAAGCCCAAUUCCAUUGCUACCACUCUAGUGUAUCCCAUUGAGAAGCUGGGUACUGCAUAUUAUGUUGUAACUCCCCCUGGCAUAUAUGGAGGCACCUACAAAGAGUUUGCUGUCGUAGCAGGGCAGGCUCCCACUACAGUUGAUAUUUAUUUGAAAGGGGCUGUAAUUUUCCAACGGCGGAUCUAUGGUUCUGGGCGUAAACUCACUGUUACCCUCGCCCCCUACCAAGCCUUGCAACUGCAAAGCUCUGCAGAUUUAUCUGGCACCAAGAUCAAGUCUCGGGAACAUGUGGCCGUCUUGACUGGGCACAGCUGUGCUGUCCAAAACACCGCUUGUGAUCAGGCUGUCGAGCAGCUCCUGCCUGUCUCCAGCUGGGGCAGCACAUACAUCAUCCCUCCUCUGUCCUUCCAGAACAAGUAUGACAUUGCGUACAUCGUCGCCUCCCAAAACACUCGCAUUGACUAUCAGUCAGGGCCCACACGAGCUUCCCGCAACAUAUUGGCUGGGCGGGUUGUUCAGCUUGAAGUCCGAGUCUCUCAACCACUUUACAUCUCUGCUAGCGCUGGCAUCCAGGUUCUUCUCUUCUUCACUGGUGCUAAAAAUGGGAAAUCCACAUAUGACCCGUUCCUCAUCAACAUCCCACCCGUCACAAACUACUGCCAAUCCUACCACAUUGAUGGAGUGAAGAAUUUUGAGAGCCAUGUGGUGAUCGUAGUCAAGAGCUCAGAGUCAGGCAGGAUCAUCUCUGAUCAGAGAGCCAUAGAAAAUGUCCAGUGGAGGCAGAUCCCCGGCACGGAGUAUUCUUGGGGAGAGUACAGCUUCGGCAUAGGGAUUAGUGCCCUUUCCAUACAGCACCCGACCUCUCCCUUCGGUCUGCUGAGCUUUGGAGGGAACGAUCACGGUGGAUAUGGCUCAUCAGGCGUUUGUGCACACAGUAACCCAACCCUGUCCUGCAGCACUGUUCAAUGCAGGAAGAAAGAGACGUGUCAGAUUGUAGAUGGCCGCCUGGAGUGUGUGGCUGAGUCAGAAUCCACCUGCUGGGCUCAGGGAGACCCACAUUAUCACACCUUCGAUGGGCGGAAUUUCGACUUCAUGGGCACCUGCACCUACACCAUCGCCAAGGCCUGUGGCUCAGACUCAACUCUCCCGUCAUUCAGUGUCAAGGCCAAGAACGACAACAGGGGCAACACGCGUGUUUCCUAUGUUGGUUAUGUGACGGUUGAAGUCUAUAAUGUCACUGUCUCAGUGGCCAGAUAUGAGACUGGGUUUGUGAGGGUGAACGCCCAGCGCUCCCGCCUUCCCAUCUCCCUGCUUGAGGGGAAGCUGAAGGUGUAUCAGAGUGGAGGUUCUGUGGUCAUUGAGACUGACUUCUCCCUGAGGGUCUCCUAUGACUGGAACAGCUACCUGGUGGUGAAGAUCUCCAGCAGCUUCUCUGAGAGCAUGUGUGGCCUGUGUGGCAACUACAAUGGGGAACCUGGCGAUGACUUUGCCACCCCCACGGGGGCGCUGGCUGCUAGCCCCGUGGAGUUCGGGAAGAGCUGGAAGGUGGAGGAUGGGGACAGGUUCUGCUGGGACGACUGCCAUGGGGCGUGCAAGAGCUGCUCCCCAGAGCUGGUCGGCAGGUACAAAGCUGAGCCCUUCUGCGGCUGGAUCACCAGAGAAGCGAGUGGCCCCUUCAGCCAGUGCCACUCCGUGAUUGAUCCCAAAAUCUACCUGGACAACUGCGUCUAUGACUUGUGCAUGAACGACGGCCUGAAGGAGAUGCUGUGCCAGGCACUGAUGAGCUACGCCGAUGCCUGCCGGAGAGAGGGGGUUGCCAUCUCUGAUUGGAGGACACCCACAGGGUGCUCUCUGCCCUGCCCGGAGAAUAGCCAGUAUAAGGCUUGUGGCUCUGCAUGUCCUGCCACCUGCAAUGACCAAGCAGCCCCUAACAACUGCUCCUCACCCUGCGUGGAGACCUGCCAGUGCAACGAGGGCUUCGUGUUGGACGCUGGGAAAUGCAUUCCCAAGGCUGGAUGUGGGUGCAAGUUCCAGGGGCAUCUGUAUGAUCUUGGAGAGCAAUUCUGGGGGGACUGCACCUGCACCAGACGGUGCCUCUGUGACCCCCAAACCAGGCAAGUGAGCUGCCAGGCCUCAGGGUGCAGGACUGGGGAGCAGUGCCAGGUAGAGAAUGGCAUCCAGAACUGCUAUCCCAGCAGCUACGGAACCUGCUCAGCUUCGGGGGAUCCUCACUACAUCAGCUUUGACGGGAAGAAGUUUGAUUUCCAGGGCACCUGCCUGUAUCAGUUCGCCGGGCUGUGCAUCAAAAGCCAGGACCUGGUGGAUUUCCAGGUCCUAGUUCAGAACGACCAUCGGGGCAGCCAAGUCGUGUCCUUCACCAAAGUUGUGCAGGUCAAAGUCUAUGAGGUUGACAUUGUUAUCAGCAGGGAAAAUCCCGGCAGAGUCGUGGUGAACAGCGUGCUGAUCAACCUACCAUAUAGCACCAACAACAGCAAGAUCUCCAUAUACCGGAGGGGACAGGAAGCAGUGGUCCAGACUGACUUCGGUCUCACCGUCGCCUUUGACUGGCAGGGCCGGAUCACUGUCACUGCUCCAAGCACCUACGCGGGGGCCGUGUGCGGUCUCUGUGGGAACUUCAACGGGGACAAGGGUGAUGAGUUGACCAUGAGGGGCGGCACAUUGGCCCCAAACCCAACGGUCUUUGGGCAGAGCUGGAAGGUGAAAGAUAUCCCCGGCUGCGUGGAGGUUGCCAAGGAUGAGUGCUCAGAUCUAGAGGCUGUUGAGAGACGCCAAAGAGGAAUGAAUGGGGAGUGUGGGAUCCUCCUAGACAAGAGCGGCCCCUUCCGAGAGUGUCACAGCAAAGUCGACCCCGACGGCUACUUCCAAGACUGCGUGUACGACUAUUGCUUCUUCAAAGGCCAACAAGCUGUGAUAUGCCAGCUUAUCACCAGCUAUGCCACAGCCUGCCAUGCUGCUGGGGUGACUAUCUAUGCCUGGAGGACCAACUCCUUCUGCAGUCUCUCCUGUGCCCAAAACAGCCACUACGAGGUCUGUGCCCGGGGCUGCCAGUCGACCUGCAGCAGCCUCUACACCCCAGUUCAGUGCUCGUCCCAGUGCUGGGAAGGCUGCGUGUGUGAUGAGGGCUUUGUGCUCAGCGGUGAUGAGUGCGUCCCUAUAUCCCAAUGUGGAUGUGGCUACCUGGGAUUUUAUUAUAAGGCUGGGGAGACUUUCCACCCAACGUGCCAGGAGCAAUGUGUGUGCCAGGCCAGCGGAGACGUGUUGUGUAAGGGGUUGUCCUGCCGCCCUAAUGAGGAGUGCAAGUUGAUGAAUGGUGUCCGGAAAUGCCAGCCUGUCGGAUCUGCAACAUGCUCCGCAGCCGGAGACCCCCACUACCUCUCCUUCGAUGGAGUUGCCUUCGAUUUCCAAGGCACCUGCACCUACAUCCUGGCCAAGACCUGCACCAACACCGGGAACCUGACGUCCUUUGCCGUGAAGGUGGAGAAUGUGCCCUGGGGCAAUGGCAAGGUGUCUGUCACUAAGCUGGUAUCCGUGGAGGUCUAUGGGCUCACACUCACCCUGUUGCAGAACAAGAAGGGGCUUGUCAUGGUAAACGGGGUGUCCCACAACCUUCCUGUGGUUGUGGCCGAUGGGCAGCUCCAAGCAUAUCAGCAUGGCGGGAACGUGCUGGUGCAAACGGACUUCGGCCUCACCGUGAGCUUUGACCUGGUUUACCAUGCCAGAGUCACCAUCCCAGGGAACUACCAGGGCCAGAUGUGCGGCCUGUGCGGAAACUACAACGGGCGUCGGGACGAUGAGUUCCUGCUCCCUGAUGGCAGGGCGGCCCCUAACAUGGCAGCAUUCGGUUCUGCCUGGAAAGUCCCGAUCCCGGGGGUGGCUUGUGAGGACGGUUGCGCCGGGAACAGCUGCCCGGUCUGCAAGGAGAGAAAGAGGGACUUCUUCAAACAGCGCAAGUACUGUGGUCUGCUCACGGCCUCCGAUGGCCCCUUCGCCGCCUGCCACAGCGCGGUCAGCCCCACUGUGUAUUUCAACAACUGCCUGUAUGAUCUGUGCCUGGGCAACGGAGACUCCCAGGUCCUGUGCCAGAGCAUCCACAGCUACGUGACAGCCUGCCAAGAGGCCCGGGUCACCAUCCAGCCCUGGAGGAGCGCCUCCUUCUGCCCUCUGCGCUGCCCGGCCAACGGUCACUACGAGCUGUGCGCGGACCUCUGCACCACUACCUGUGCCAGGAUCACCGACGCCAGGAAGUGCCCAGACACCUGCGCCGAAGGCUGCCAGUGCGACGAUGGCUUCCUCUUCGACGGCCAGGGCUGUGUGCCUCUGCAGAGCUGUGGGUGCUUCAACAUGGGGCUAUAUUACAAGCCCAACAACACGGUCCUGAAGAAGAAGUGCCAGCAAAGCUGCACCUGCAUUCCUGCCCAAGGAUUCACCUGCGAGGCCCACAGCUGUGCCAGUGAUGAAACCUGUGAGAUCAGAGAUGGAGUCAUGCAAUGUAUCAACAAAGAUCCUUGCAAAGUUCUGAAGUGCCGGACCAAGGAGACAUGCAAGAUUGAGAACGGCCGUGCAACGUGUGUUCCCAGCUACACUGGAACCUGCUGGGGCUGGGGGGACCCGCACUAUCACACCUUUGAUGGGCUGAACUUUGACUUCCAGGGCACCUGCACCUACACCAUUGCCAAGUACUGUGGGACUGACCCCACCCUGGUGCCCUUCACCAUCAAUGAGAAGAAUGACAACAGGGGGGGUAAUCAGGCUGUCUCCUACGUGCGCCUGACCAACAUCUACGUCUACGGGUACAACAUUGCUAUCUACAAGAACGAAGUUGGGAAAAUCAGAAUCAAUGACGUGACCACCAGCUUGCCGGUGACCCUUGAAGAUGGUAAAAUCAAGCUCUACCAGAGCGGUCUCAAUGCUAUCCUGCAGACAGACUUUGGUCUGCAGGUAUCGUAUGACUGGAAUUGGCACCUGAUCAUCACCCUCCCCAGCAGCUAUUAUGGGGCCAUGUGCGGCCUUUGUGGGGAUUUCAACCAAAACAGUGGAGAUGACAUGAUGUCACCCAAUGGCACCAGAGUCUCCUCCAUCGUGGAAUGGGCCAAGGGCUGGAAAGUCAAAGACCAGGACCCUUUCUGCUGGGAUGUUUGCAAAGGGAAAUGCCCAACGUGCGAUGAGAGCAAGAAGGAGACCUAUGGGGGCAACGAAUAUUGUGGUUUGAUCAGCAAAGCACCAGGAGGGCCCUUCAGAGAGUGUCACCCCAAAGUGAGCCCGGAGGACAUUUUUGACAGCUGCAUCUAUGAUGUGUGUCUGAACGGGGGAGCCAAGAACAUCCUGUGCCAGGCGCUGGAGGCCUACGCAGCCAUCUGCAAGAAACAGGGCAUCACCGUCUAUGACUGGAGGACACCAUCCGGCUGUGUCCUGCCCUGCCCAGAGAACAGCCACUACGAGGCCUGUGGGAACGCCUGCCCAGCCAGUUGCUCUGACCGAACUGCUCCUUCCUCCUGCCGGGAGCCCUGCGUGGAGACCUGCCAGUGUGACAACGGUUACGUCCUGAGUGCCGGCCAAUGUGUCCCCGUGGGGAGCUGUGGCUGUGACUACAAUGGCCGCUACUACAAACCCAGUGAGGAGUUCUGGGCCGAUGAGAAUUGCCGCUCUCGGUGCAGGUGUGAUCCCAGCCUGGGCAUGGUGGUUUGCCAGGAGACCAGCUGCAAGGCCAGCGAGAGAUGCGCCGUGAUCAACGGGGUCCGUGACUGCCACGCAAUCAGCUACUCCACGUGCAUGGCCUCCGGGGACCCUCACUACACCACCUUUGAUGGGAAAAAGUAUGAUUUCAUGGGCACCUGCAUCUACCAGCUGGCUGGGGUCUGCUCCAAGGACCCCACGCUCACCCCGUUCAACAUCAAGGUGGAGAAUAACAACCGUGGCAGCAAGGCCGUGUCCUACACCAAAACGGUGACCUUGGAGGUGUAUGGCAGAAACAUCACUGUCAGCCAGCAAUAUCCCCGCAAGAUCAAGGUGGAUGGAGUCUUCAUGAACCUGCCAUUCUACCAUGAGGAGAAGCUACAGGCCUAUGUCAGUGGAUCCCACAUUGUCAUCAAGACCGCCUUUGACCUGAGAGUGACCUUCGACGGGAGCAGCCUGGUCCGGGUCACUGUGCCCAACACCUACAACAACGCCCUCUGCGGCCUCUGCGGCAACAACAACCAAACUGCCAGUGACGACCUGACCAUGAGGGAUGGGAGCCGGGCGGCGAACGCCGUCCAGUUCGCAGAGAGCUGGAAGGUGGGGGAGGUCCCUGGAUGCUUGCCCAGUUGUACCAAGGACUGCUCAGUCUGCAGUGAGGCUCAGAGACAACCCUACACGGGAGAUGGGUACUGUGGGGUCAUCACCAGAGGGGACGGGCCGUUCAGAGAGUGCCAUGAAGUCAUCGACCCAGCCCCCUUCUUCGACGACUGUGUCUUUGAUACCUGCCAGUACAAGGGUCACCGUGAUGCUCUCUGCAGUGCAAUCAGUGCCUAUGUGACAGCCUGCCAGGCCAGGGGCAUCCAGACAGGGCAGUGGAGAUCGGCCUCAUUCUGCAGUGCCACCUGCCCUCGUAACUCCCACUACGAGCUCUGUGGGAGCGGCUGCCCUGCCACCUGCCACAGCCUCUCGGCGCCAAAUGGGUGCGACACUCCCUGUGCUGAAGGUUGUUUCUGUGAUGCCGGGUUCCUCCUGAGUGGAGACCGGUGCGUCCCCAUCGCGCAGUGCGGCUGUGUGCACCAGGGCAGGUACUACAGGAAGGGAGAGGAGUUCUACACCAGCACCUCCUGCCAGGAACGGUGCCGGUGCCAAGACAACGGGGUCGUCGAGUGCCGGGAGGCCUCCUGCAGAGCCAACGAGCAGUGCAGGGUGAAGAAUGGAAUCCUAGGCUGCCACGCCGUGGGCUGCGGCAAAUGUGUAGCGUCUGGUGACCCUCAUUAUCUGACCUUUGACGGACGGGCCUUUGAUUUCCAGGGCACUUGCACUUACAGCUUAGCCAGAGUCUGCAGCAGUGACGCUGGGCUGGCAAAUUUCUCUGUGAUGGUAGAAAAUGAGAGCUAUGGUAAUGGGCAAGUGUCAGUGGCACGGCUGGUGGUGGUCUCCGUUCAUUGUUACACCAUCACCAUGGAGAGGGGAAGGAAGUGGAAAGUCAUGGUGGACGGGGAGCUCUACACUCUCCCGCUGGCUAUGAACGACGGGAAACUUCAGAUCAACCAGGAGGGGAACAACAUCAUUGUCCAGUCUGCCUCUGGCCUCAAAGUCCUUUACGACACCUCCUAUUAUGUCCUAGUCUCCAUCCCUAGCUCCUACAAGGGACACGUGUGCGGCUUGUGCGGCAACUUCAACGGUGACAAGAACGACGACUUCCUGCUGCCCAGUGGAAAGAGCGCCCAGAACGUGGAUGAGUUUGGGGCCUCCUGGAAGGUGCCCAUUGAUGGUGCCACAUGCUCCAAUGGCUGUGGGGAAAGAUGCCCGGUCUGUGAUGCAGCUAAAACAGCGCCAUACAAGGUCGAUAGCUCCUGUGGGUUGAUCAGAGCGACAUCAGGUCCCUUUAAAUACUGUCACUCACUGGUCAGCCCUACCGAGUAUUUCAACCAUUGUCUCUAUGACAUGUGUGCUGCCAAUGGAGCAAGAGAAAUCCUCUGCCAGAGUGUCCAGGCCUACACUGCCGCGUGCCAGGCAGCUGGAGCCACAGUCAGUGCCUGGAGAACAGCCUCCUUCUGCCCUUUCACCUGCCCGGCUAACAGCCACUACGAGCUGUGCACUAGAUCCUGCGAUUUCACAUGUGCUGGCUUGUUCUCCCCUGCCCAAUGCACUGAAAAAUGCUUUGAAGGCUGCCAGUGUGACGCCGGCUACGCAUUCAAUGGGGAAACGUGCACGUCCAUGGAAGGAUGCGGCUGCGUGCGUGACGGACGCUACAUCAAGGCUGGGGAGAGCAUCAUCUCCGGUGCUUGCUCCGAGAAGUGCACCUGCCAGGCCUCAGGCGGGCUUGUCUGUGAGCCACACAGCUGCUCCAACGAAGAAAUCUGUGCGCUCCAGGAUGGAGUGCGUGGCUGUGUGAAGCAGGAAGGCCGGUGCACACUGCUCCCCGGAGCCCAGCUCACCUCCUUCGACGGCGCCUCUGGAGGAGAUCUCCACAGUGGAGCUUACGAGCUGGUCUCUCUCUGCAACAACAGCGCCCCCUCCUGGUUUAGGGUGGUGGUGGACAUCAGGGCAUGCAGUGACGGGGCAACAAUGGCUGGGACAACCGUCUACAUUUUCUUCCGAGAUGCUUUCAUAGCUGUGAAAAGGAACAAGGAGACCUGGGUGAACGGGCGCCUGCUGCAGCUGCCGGCGAACGUCUCUGAAGCCGUGUCUGUGAGCAGGUCUCAGGGCGGCGUGGCCGUGGUCCAGGCCUCGGGAAUGCAGGUUCUGUUUAGCCCCAGUGGGGGGGUGACGGUGAGAGUCAGCAAGAGCCUGGCUAACAAGCUGUGCGCGUCUUGCGGGAACUUCAAUGGCGAUGUCUCCGAUGAUCUGCAGUUGCCCAGCGGGAAGGUCGCAGGAAACAUUGCUGAGGUUAUCGAUUACUGGAAGGCAAGAGACUUCUCUGGGUGGAUAUUUAAUGAGGAAAAAGACUUUGUUCUGAUUGUCACAAUGGCAAAGAAGGGGACGCUGCUGCUCUGCGCCUGGCUGGUGCUUCUGUGCGGUCUUUGCAGAGCAAGUUUCCGUGGGAAAGAAUUCAUUACGGUCUUCAUGCAAAACCAUGUCGAAAGCAUCAGAGCAGAUUGCAAGCUGUUCAUCACUGGUUACCAUGCCUCCACUACGGUUACUGUGACGGUGAACAAGGGUAUGUUACGAAGAGUGAUGCCUGUUGGAGAAGGACAGACGGUGACCGUGCAGAUCCCAGCCUCGGUAGAGAUGUUUGGGAGCAAAAUGUUUGAUAACACCGUCCUGAUUCAGGCUGACAAAGACAUUUCUGUCCUGUCUGUUAACUCAAAGCCCAAUUCCAUUGCUACCACUGUAGUGUAUCCCACUGAGAAGUUGGCCUUGCAACUGCAAAGCUCUGUGGAUUUAUCUGGCACCAAGAUCGAGUCUCGGGAACAUGUGGCCGUCUUGACUGGGCACAGCUGUGCUGAAAAAAACACCGCUUGUGAUCAUGCUGUCGAGCAGCUCCUGCCUGUCUCCAGCUGGGGCAGCACAUACAUCAUCCCUCCUCUGUCCUUCCAGAACAAGUAUGACAUUGCGUACAUCGUCGCCUCCCAAAACACUCGCAUUGACUAUCAGUCAGGGCCCACACGAGCUUCCCGCAACAUAUUGGCUGGGCAGGUUUUUGAAUUUGAAGUCCGAGUCUCUCACCCACUUUACAUCUCUGCUAGCGCUGGCAUCCAGGUUCUUCUCUUCUUCACUGGUGCUAAAAAUGGGAAAUCCACGUAUGACCCGUUCCUCAUCAACAUCCCACCCGUCACAAACUACUGCCAAUCCUACCACAUUGACGGAGUGAAGGAGUUUGAGAACCAUGUGCUGAUUGUAGUCAAGAGCUCAGAGUCCGGCAGGAUCAUCUCUGAUCAGAGAGCCAUAGGAAAUGUCCAGUGGAGGCAGAUCCCCGGCACGGAGUAUUCUUGGGGAGAGUACAGCUUCGGCACAGGGAUUAGUGCCCUUUCCAUACAGCACCCAACCUCUCCCUUUGGUCUGCUGAGCUUUGGAGGGAACGAUCACAGUGGAUAUGGCUCAUCAGGCGUUUGUGCACAGAGUAACCCGACCCUGUCCUGCAGCACUGUUCAGUGCAGGAAGAAAGAGACGUGUCAGAUUGUAGAUGGCCGCCCGGAGUGUGUGGCUGAGUCAGAAUCCACCUGCUGGGCUCAGGGAGACCCACAUUAUCACACCUUCGAUGGGCGGAAUUUCGACUUCAUGGGCACCUGCACCUACACCAUCGCCAAGACCUGUGGCUCAGACUCAACUCUCCCGUCAUUCAGUGUCAAGGCCAAGAACGACAACAGGGGCAACACGCGUGUUUCCUAUGUUGGUUAUGUGACGGUUGAAGUCUAUAAUGUCACUGUCUCAGUGGUCAGAUAUGAGACUGGGUUUGUGAGGGUGAAUGACCAGCGCUCCCGCCUCCCCAUCUCUGUGCUCGAGGGGAAGCUGAGGGUGUAUCAGAGUGGGGGCUCUGUGGUCAUUGAUACUGACUUCUCCCUGAGGGUCUCCUACAACUGGGGCAGCUCCCUGGUGGUGAAGAUCUCCAGCAGCUUCUGGGAGAGUGUGUGCGGCCUAUGUGGCAACUACAAUGGGGAUGCCAGAGAUGACUUUGCCACCCCAGCCGGGACGCUGGCUGCUAGCCCCGUGGAGUUCGGGAGGAGCUGGAAGGUGGAGGACGGGGACAGGUUCUGCUGGGACGACUGCCACGGGGAGUGUAAGAGCUGCUCCCCAGAGCUGGUUGGCAGGUACAAAGCUGAGCCCUUCUGUGGUUGGAUCACCAAAGAGGCGGGUGGCCUCUUCAGCCGAUGCCACUCCAUGAUUGACCCCAAAAUCUACCUGGACAACUGUGUGUACGAUCUGUGCAUGAACAACGGCCUCAAGGAGAUGCUGUGCCAGGCACUGGCAAGCUACGCUGAUGCCUGCCGGAGAGACGGGGUGGCCAUCUCCGACUGGAGGACACCCACAGGGUGCUCUCUGCCCUGCCCGGAGAAUAGCCGGUACCAGCUCUGUGGCCCCGCGUGUCCUGCCACCUGCAAUGACCAAGUGGCCCCUAACAACUGCUCCUUACCCUGCGUGGAGACCUGCCAGUGCAAUGAGGGCUUCGUGCUGGAUGCUGGAAAAUGCAUCCCCAAAGCCAGCUGUGGGUGCAAGUUCAACGGGCAUCUAUAUGCUCUUGGAGAGCAAUUCUGGGGGGACAGAACCUGCACCAGACGGUGCCUCUGUGACCCCCAAACCAGGCAAGUGAGCUGCCAGGCCUCAGGGUGCAGGACUGGGGAGCAGUGCCGGGUAGAGAAUGGCAUCCAGAACUGCUAUCCCAGCAGCUACGGAACCUGCUCAGCUUCGGGGGAUCCUCACUACAUCAGCUUUGAUGGGAAGAAGUUUGACUUCCAGGGAACCUGCCUGUAUCAGUUCGCCGGGCUGUGCAUCAAAAGCCAGGACCUGGUGGAUUUCCAGGUCCUAGUUCAGAACGACCAUCGGGGCAGCCAAGUCGUGUCCUUCACCAAAGUUGUGCAGGUCAAAGUCUAUGAGGUUGACGUUGUGAUCAGCAGGGAAAACCCCGGCAGAGUCAUGGUGAACAGCGUGCUGAUCAACCUACCAUAUAGCACCAACAACAGCAAGAUCUCUAUAUACCGGAGGGGGCAGGCAGCAGUGGUCCAGACUGACUUCGGUCUCACCGUCGCCUUUGACUGGCAGGGCCGGAUCACUGUCACUGCUCCAAGCACCUAUGCUGGGGCCGUGUGCGGUCUCUGUGGGAACUUCAAUGGGGACAAGAGUGAUGAGUUGACCACGAGGGGCGGCACAUUGGCCCCAAACCCAACAGUCUUUGGGCAGAGCUGGAAGGUGAAAGAUAUCCCCGGCUGCGUGGAGAUUACCAAGGACGAGUGCUCAGAUCUAGAGGCUGUUGAGAGACGCCAAAGAGGAAUGAAUGGGGAGUGUGGGAUCCUCCUAGACAAGAGCGGCCCCUUCCGAGAGUGUCACAGCAAAGUCGACCCCGAGGGCUACUUCCAAGACUGCGUGUACGACUAUUGCUUCUUCAAAGGCCAACAAGCUGUGAUAUGCCAGCUUAUCACCAGCUAUGCCACAGCCUGCCAUGCUGCUGGGGUGACUAUCUAUGCCUGGAGGACCAACUCCUUCUGCAGUCCCUCCUGUGCCCAAAACAGCCACUACGAGGUCUGUGCCCGGGGCUGCCAGUUGACCUGCAGCAGCCUCUACGCACCAGUUCAGUGCUCGGCCCAGCGCUGGGAAGGCUGCGUGUGUGAUGAGGGCUUUGUGCUCAGCGGUGAUGAGUGCGUCCCUAUAUCCCAAUGUGGAUGUGUCUACCUGGGAUUUUAUUAUAAGGCUGGGGAGACUUUCUACCCAACGUGUCAGGAGCAAUGUGUGUGCCAGGCCAGUGGAGACGUGUUGUGUAAGGGGUUGUCCUGCCGCCCUAAUGAGGAGUGCAAGCUGGUGAAUGGCAUCCGGAAAUGUCAGCCUGUCGGAUCCGCAACAUGUUCUGCUGCCGGGGACCCCCACUACCUCUCCUUCGAUGGGGUCGCCUUCGAUUUCCAAGGCACCUGCACCUACAUCCUGGCCAAGAGCUGCACCAACACCGGGAACCUGACAUCAUUUGCCGUGAAGGUGGAAAACAAGCCCUGGGGCAACGGCAAGGUGUCUGUCACCAAGCUGGUGUCUGUGGAGGUCUACGGGCUCACGCUCACCCUGCUGCAAAACAGGAAGGGGCUCGUCAUGGUGGACGGGGUGUCUCACAACCUCCCUGUGGUCGUGGCCGAUGGGCAGCUCCAAGCAUAUCAGCACGGCGGGAACGUGCUGGUGCAAACGGACUUUGGCCUCACCGUCAGCUACGACCUGCUUUACCAUGCCAGAGUCACCGUCCCAGGGAACUACCAGGGCCAGACAUGCGGCCUGUGCGGGAACUACAACAGGCGUCGGGACGACGAAUUCCUGCUCCCCGAUGGCAGGGCAGCCCUUAACGUGGCAGCGUUCGGUUCCGCCUGGAAAGUCCCAAUCCCGGGAGCGGCCUGUGAGGACGGUUGCGCCGGAAACAGCUGCCCAGUCUGCAAGGAGACAAAGAGGGACUUCUUCAAACAGCGCAUCUACUGUGGUCUGCUCACGGCCCCAGAUGGCCCCUUCGCCGCCUGCCACAGCACGGUCAGCCCCACUGUGUAUUUCAACAACUGCCUGUAUGAUCUGUGCUUGGGCAACGGAGACUCUCAGGUCCUGUGCCAGAGCAUCUACAGCUAUGUGACAGCCUGCCAAGAGGGCAAGGUCACCAUCCAGCCCUGGAGGAGCGCCUCCUUCUGCCCUCUGCGCUGCCCAGCCAAUGGUCACUACGAGCUGUGCGCGGACCUCUGCACCACCACCUGUGCCAGGAUCACUGACACCAGGAAGUGCCCAGACACCUGCGCCGAAGGCUGCCAGUGCGACGAUGGCUUCCUCUUCGACGGCCGGGGCUGCGUGCCUCUGCAGAGCUGUGGGUGCUUCAACAAGGGGCUAUAUUAUAAGCCUAAUGAGAUGGUUCUGACCAACAAGUGCCAGCAAAACUGCACCUGCAUUCCUGCCCAAGGGGUGACCUGUGAAGCUCACAGCUGUGCCAGUGAUGAAACCUGUCAGAUCAGAGAUGGAGUCAUGCAAUGCAUCAACAUAGAUCCCUGCAAAGACCUGACAUGUCGGGCCAAGGAGACGUGCAAGAUCGAGAACGGCCGUGCAAUGUGUGUUCCCAACUUCAUUGGAACCUGCUGGGGCUGGGGGGACCCGCACUAUCACACUUUCGACGGGCUGAGCUUCAACUUCCAGGGCACCUGCACCUACACCUUGGCCAAGUAUUGCGGGACCGACCCCACCCUGGUGCCCUUCACCAUCGAUGAGAAGAACGACAACAGGGGUGGCAAUCAGGCUGUCUCCUACGUGCGCCUAACCAACAUCUCCGUCUACGGGUACAACAUCUCCAUCCACAAGAGGGAAGUUGGGAAAAUCAGAAUCAAUGACGUGACCACCAGCUUGCCAGUGACCCUUGAAGACGGUAAAAUCAAGCUCUACCAGAGCGGUCUCAAUGCUAUCCUGCAGACAGACUUUGGUCUGCAGGUGUCGUAUGACUGGAAUUGGCACCUGAUCAUCACCCUCCCCAGCAGCUAUUAUGGGGCCAUGGGCGGCCUAUGUGGGAACUUCAACCAAAACCGUGGAGAUGACAUGACAUCACCCAACGGUACCAGAGUCUCCUCCAUUGUGGAAUGGGCCAGGAGCUGGAAAGUCAAAGACCAGGACCCCUUCUGUUGGGAUGUUUGCAAAGGGAAUUGCCCAACGUGUGAUGAGAGCAAGCAGAUGAUCUAUAGGGGCGACGAAUACUGUGGUUUGAUCAGCAAAGCACCAGGAGGGCCCUUCAGAGAGUGUCACUCCAAAGUGAACCCUGAGGACAUUUUUGACAGCUGCAUCUAUGAUGUGUGUCUGAACGGAGGAGCCAAGAACAUCCUGUGCCAGGCGCUGGAGGCCUACGCAGCCAUCUGCAAGAAACAGGGCAUCACUGUCUAUGACUGGAGGACGCCAUCCGGCUGUGUCCCAAUCUGCCCUGAGAACAGCCACUACGAGGCCUGUGGGAACGCCUGCCCAGCCAGCUGCUCCGACCAAAUUGCCAACUCCUCCUGCCAGGAGCCCUGCGUGGAGACCUGCCAGUGUGACAACGGUUACGUCCUGAGUGCCGGCCAGUGUGUCUCCGUGGGGAGCUGUGGCUGUGACUACAAUGGCCGCUACUACAAACCCAGUGAGGAGUUCUGGGCCGAUGAGAACUGCCACUCUCGGUGCAGGUGUGACCCCAGCCUCAACCUGGUGGUUUGCCAGGAGACCAGCUGCAAGGCUAGCGAGAGAUGUGCCGUGAUCAACGGGGUCCGUGACUGCUACCCAAUUAGCUACUCCACCUGCACGGCGUCCGGGGACCCUCACUACACCACCUUUGAUGGGAAAAAGUACGAUUUCAUGGGCACCUGCAUCUACCAGUUGGCUGGGGUCUGCUCCGAGGACCCCACGCUCACCCCGUUCAACGUCAAGGUGGAGAAUAACAACCGUGGCAGCAAGGCCGUGUCCUACACCAAAGCGGUGACCUUGGAGGUGUACGGCAGAAACAUCACUGUCAGCCAGCAAUAUCCCCGCAAGAUCAAGGUGGACGGUGUAUUUGUGGUCCUGCCUUUCUAUCAUGAGGACAAGCUACAGGCUUAUGUCAGUGGAGCCCAAGUCCGCAUCAAGACCGCCUUCGCUCUGACGGUGACCUUCGACGGGAGCAGCCUGGUCCGGGUCACUGUGCCCAGCACCUACGCCAACGCCCUCUGCGGACUGUGUGGUGACAACAACCAAACUGCCAGUGACGACCUGACCAUGAGGAAUGGGAGCCGUGCGGCGAACGCCGUCCAGUUCGCUGAGAGCUGGAAGGUGGGGGAGGUCCCUGGAUGCUUGCCCAGUUGCACCAAGGACUGCCCAGUCUGCAGUGAGGCUCAGAGACAACCCUAUAAGGGAGAGCGGUACUGUGGGGUCAUCACUAGAGGGAACGGGCCAUUCCGAGAGUGCCAUGAGGUCAUCGACCCAGCUCCCUUCUUCGACGACUGCGUCUUUGAUACCUGCCAGUACAAGGGUCACCGGGAUGCUCUCUGCAGCGCGAUCAGCGCCUACGUGACGGCCUGCCAGGCCAAGGGCAUCCAGAUAAGGCAGUGGAGGUCAACCUCAUUCUGCAGCACCACCUGCCCCAGUAACUCCCACUACGAGCUCUGUGGGAAUGGCUGCCCUGCCACCUGCCACAGCCUCUCGGCGCCGGACGGCUGCAACGCCCCCUGUUCUGAAGGGUGUUUCUGCAAUGCCGGGUUCCUCCUGAGCGGAGACCGGUGCGUCCCCGUUGCGCAGUGCGGCUGUGUGCACCAGGGCAGGUACUACAGGAAGGGAGAGGUGUUCUACACCAAGGCUUCCUGCCGGGAGAAGUGCCAGUGCAAAGACAAUGGGGGGGUGCAGUGUUGGGAGACCUCGUGUGCAGCGAAUGAGCAGUGCAAAGUGGUGGAUGGCGUCCGGAAAUGCCACCCUGUCGUAUCGGCAACGUGUUCUGCUGCCGGGGACCCCCACUACCUCUCCUUCGAUGGAGUCGCCUUCGAUUUCCAAGGCACCUGCACCUACAUCCUGGCCAAGACCUGCGCUGAUGCCGGGAACCUGACGUCCUUCUCCGUGAAGGUGGAGAACAAGCCCUGGGGCAACGGCAAGGUGUCUGUCACCAAGCUGGUGUCUGUGGAGGUCUACGGGCUCACGCUCACCCUGCUGCAGAACAGGAAGGGGCUCGUGGACGGGGUGUCUCACAACCUCCCUGUGGUCGUGGCCGAUGGGCAGCUCCAAGCAUAUCAGCACGGCGGGAACGUGCUGGUGCAAACGGACUUUGGCCUCACCGUCAGCUACGACCUGCUUUACCACGCCAGAGUCACCGUCCCAGGGAACUACCAGGGCCAGACAUGCGGCCUGUGUGGGAACUACAACGGGCGUCGGGACGAUGAGUUCCUGCUCCCCGAUGGCAGGGCGGCCCCUAAUGUGGCAGCGUUCGGUUCCGCCUGGAAAGUCCCAAUCCCGGGAGCGGCCUGUGAGGACGGAUGCGCCGGGAACAGCUGCCCGGUCUGCAAGGAGAGAAAGAGGGACUUCUUCAAACAGCGCAAGUACUGUGGUCUGCUCACGGCCCCAGAUGGCCCUUUUGCUGCAUGCCACAGCACGGUCAGCCCCACUGUGUAUUUCAACAACUGCCUGUAUGAUCUGUGCCUGGGCAACGGAGAUUCCCAGGUCCUGUGCCAGAGCAUCUACAGCUACGUGACAGCCUGCCAAGAGGCCCGGGUCACCAUCCAGCCCUGGAGGAGCGCCUCCUUCUGCCCUCUGCGCUGCCCGGACAACGGUCACUACGAGCUGUGCGCCGACCUCUGUACCACUACAUGUGCCAGGAUCACCGACGCCAGGAAGUGCCCAGACACCUGCGCCGAAGGCUGCCAGUGCGACGAUGGCUUCCUCUUCGACGGCCAGGGCUGCGUGCCUCUGCAGAGCUGUGGGUGCUUCAACAUGGGGCUAUAUUACAAGCCUAAUGAGAUGGUUCUGACCAACAAGUGCCAGCAAAACUGCACCUGCACUCCUGCCCAAGGGAUGACCUGUGAAGCUCACAGCUGCUCCAGUGAUGAAACCUAUCCCUGCAAAGACCUGACAUGUCGGGCCAAGGAGACGUGCAAGAUCGAGAACGGCCGUGCAAUGUGUGUUCCCAACUUCAUUGGAACCUGCUGGGGCUGGGGGGACCCGCACUAUCACACUUUCGACGGGCUGAGCUUCAACUUCCAGGGCACCUGCACCUACACCUUGGCCAAGUACUGCGGGACCGACCCCACCCUGGUGCCCUUCACCAUCGAUGAGAAGAACGACAACAGGGGUGGCAACCAGGCUGUCUCCUACGUGCGCCUGACCAACAUCUCCGUCUACGGGUACAACAUCUCCAUCCACAAGAGGGAAGUUGGGAAAAUCAGAAUCAAUGACGUGACCACCAGCUUGCCAGUGAUCCUUGAAGACGGUAAAAUCAAGCUCUACCAGAGCGGUCUCAAUGCUAUCCUGCAGACAGACUUUGGUCUGCAGGUGUCGUAUGACUGGAAUUGGCACCUGAUCAUCACCCUCCCCAGCAGCUAUUAUGGGGCCAUGGGCGGCCUAUGUGGGAACUUCAACCAAAACCGUGGAGAUGACAUGACAUCACCCAAUGGUACCAGAGUCUCCUCCAUUGUGGAAUGGGCCAGGAGCUGGAAAGUCAAAGACCAGGACCCCUUCUGUUGGGAUGUUUGCAAAGGGAAUUGCCCAACGUGUGAUGAGAGCAAGCAGAUGAUCUAUAGGGGCGACGAAUACUGUGGUUUGAUCAGCAAAGCACCAGGAGGGCCCUUCAGAGAGUGUCACUCCAAAGUGAACCCUGAGGACAUUUUUGACAGCUGCAUCUAUGAUGUGUGUCUGAACGGAGGAGCCAAGAACAUCCUGUGCCAGGCGCUGGAGGCCUACGCAGCCAUCUGCAAGAAACAGGGCAUCACUGUCUAUGACUGGAGGACGCCAUCCGGCUGUGUCCCAAUCUGCCCUGAGAACAGCCACUACGAGGCCUGUGGGAACGCCUGCCCAGCCAGCUGCUCCGACCAAAUUGCCAACUCCUCCUGCCAGGAGCCCUGCGUGGAGACCUGCCAGUGUGACAACGGUUACGUCCUGAGUGCCGGCCAGUGUGUCUCCGUGGGGAGCUGUGGCUGUGACUACAAUGGCCGCUACUACAAACCCAGUGAGGAGUUCUGGGCCGAUGAGAACUGCCACUCUCGGUGCAGGUGUGACCCCAGCCUCAACCUGGUGGUUUGCCAGGAGACCAGCUGCAAGGCUAGCGAGAGAUGUGCCGUGAUCAACGGGGUCCGUGACUGCCACCCAAUUAGCUACUCCACCUGCACGGCGUCCGGGGACCCUCACUACACCACCUUUGAUGGGAAAAAGUACGAUUUCAUGGGCACCUGCAUCUACCAGUUGGCUGGGGUCUGCUCCGAGGACCCCACGCUCACCCCGUUCAACGUCAAGGUGGAGAAUAACAACCGUGGCAGCAAGGCCGUGUCCUACACCAAAGCGGUGACCUUGGAGGUGUACGGCAGAAACAUCACUGUCAGCCAGCAAUAUCCCCGCAAGAUCAAGAAAUGA
This is a messenger RNA of Gopherus flavomarginatus (Mexican gopher tortoise), 18642 nucleotides long. RefSeq names its product IgGFc-binding protein-like. The record is from RefSeq and is a predicted model, not a curated record. NCBI's taxonomy places the organism in Eukaryota, Metazoa, Chordata, Testudines, Testudinidae. The transcript has 42 exons. Gene Ontology annotation, molecular function: protein binding. Bases 1 to 18642 code for a protein of 6213 amino acids.